Messenger RNA from Xyrauchen texanus (razorback sucker), 825 nucleotides. Its product is annotated as septin-4-like. NCBI's taxonomy places the organism in Eukaryota, Metazoa, Chordata, Actinopteri, Cypriniformes, Catostomidae. The record is from RefSeq and is a predicted model, not a curated record. Bases 102 to 626 code for a protein of 174 amino acids. Gene Ontology annotation, cellular component: septin ring; microtubule cytoskeleton; cell division site. Gene Ontology annotation, molecular function: molecular adaptor activity; GTPase activity; GTP binding. Gene Ontology annotation, biological process: cytoskeleton-dependent cytokinesis; regulation of exocytosis. The transcript has 6 exons.
UUGCUCAUGGUUUUGCUUGAAGUUGGCAGGCUGCAUUAGAUUAUGUAGAUCAGCAGUUGGACCAGUACCGCAGAGAUGAGAUCGGACUAACCCGAAAGAACAUGAGAGACAACAGGGUGCACUGCUGUCUGUACUUCAUCUCACCUCAUGGGCAUGGUCUCAGACCAAUUGAUGUGGAGUUUAUGAAAGCUCUGCACCAGAAGGUUAACAUUGUGCCACUGCUGGCCAAAGCAGAUAGCUUUACCCCCACAGAGAUCAGCAAAAUGAAAACCAAGAUUAUGACUGAGAUCAACAAAAACAAAAUCCAGAUCUUUCAGUUUCCAGAGUGUGGCCCGGAGGAAGAGGAGCUCUUCAGGAAGCAGGACCAAGAGUUAAAGAGAAGUAUACCCUUUGCUGUUAUUGGGAGUAAUACAGUAGUAGAGAGCAACGGCAGAAGAGUUCGAGCCCGUGUCUACCCAUGGGGUGUUGUAGAAGUUGAGAAUCCAUUUCACAGCGAUUUUGUGCAUCUAAGGAACAUGUUGGUUCGCACACACUUGCAGGACCUGAAAGACAUGACCCAUUACACACUGUAUGAGAACUAUCGUAUACAUUUCCUGUGCAAGAACCCAUGCAUGGAGAAUGAGUAAGGCUAUACCUGCCUGAUCAUAGAAGAGGACAACGUGGCGUAUUGAAACUCGAGAAAAAAAAACACUAUCAAAUUAAAUUGAGGAAAUAUUGAGUAGGCUCACUUGAACUAAAAUCAAUAAAUACAAUUUGAGAAGAAAAUGAGGCAAAUGAUUGCUGAUUAAAUAUGAUAAAAUAAAACUACUGGCUGACUACAACAAG